Megalobrama amblycephala (Wuchang bream) is the source of this 3498-nucleotide messenger RNA. It is a transcript of the gene gdpd2, whose product is annotated as glycerophosphodiester phosphodiesterase domain containing 2. The transcript has 16 exons. Gene Ontology annotation, molecular function: glycerophosphodiester phosphodiesterase activity. Gene Ontology annotation, cellular component: membrane. Lineage: Eukaryota; Metazoa; Chordata; Actinopteri; Cypriniformes; Xenocyprididae. Bases 1266 to 2882 code for a protein of 538 amino acids. The record is from RefSeq and is a predicted model, not a curated record. Gene Ontology annotation, biological process: lipid metabolic process.
GGGAACGUGAAGCCCAUUCAUAGGUAUCUCCUCAUUGAAAUUCAAUCCGUGGGAUUUAAGUCUCAGCAUUACUUCGAGUGCAGGGACUGUAGAAAAGUGCCGAAGUCUGAGAGACUGAUUUGGAUUUUACUAUCAACUUUUUGUUACUUUUUCAGCAAGGCCACCAAAAUGCUGUUGUCGUGUAAAUGAACGGCCAAAACGCUUAACAAAAAAGGAGGGAAGCCAUCAUCAUCUCUCUGCAUCAAAAUGGCGUCAAUGGAAGGAAAUUGCUGCGGACAAUAUUCCACCUGAAAGAACCAUUUACCAAAUCAUCAACAACAUCAAGUAGAGAAAUUCAACUUCAGUGAUGAAAGACUCCUUCUGAGGAGUCUUCUACAGUAUCAUGUCACCACCAGCGCAGAGUUUGCUCGUAUUUACAGCAGGUGGGUGUGAGAUCAUCUGAAUGCAGAUUGAGGUCAUUUGGACAAUGGCCUAGUGUCAGAAAUGGCUGCAAAAAGAAACCAAGUCUGUCCAAGAAAAAAAAAAACCCGUGAAGGACAGACUGAAAUUCUGUAGGAAGUACAGGGAUUGAACAGUAGAAGACUGAUGCAAAGUUGUUUUCUGAUGAAGCCCCUUUCCGAUUGUUUGGGACAUUUGGAAAAACGAUUGUCCAGAGAAGAAAAGUUAAACUUUACCAUGAGUCCUGUGUCAUGUGAACAGUGAAGCAUCCCAAGACCAUCUGUAAAGACUAACGUGUGGAGUUGCUUUUCACAAUUCUGCCCCAAAACACUGCCAUUAAUAAAUAAUGAUAUCAAAAUGUCCUCCCAGGAGCAAUUUGGUGAUAAUCCGUGCAUUUUUCAGCAUGAUGGAGCACCAUGUCACAAGGCAAGAGUGGUGCUUGGAAGUAGCUUGGAGAUCGUUACAUUGAAAUUUUGGAUGCUUGGUCAGACAAUUCUCUAGAUUUUAAUCUCAUAGAGAACCUGCGGUCAAUCCUCAAAAGGCAAGUGGACAAGCAGAAGCCCACAAACUGUGAUCAUCUCAGCACUAAUAAGACAAGAAUGGCUCGCCUUCAGUCAGGAUUUGGCCCGGAAGCUGAUAUCCAGCAUGCCAGAAUGAAUUGCAGCGGCUAUGAAGAAGAGUCAACACUGAUCAGGUGCGAAGCAGUGAGUCAUUCAUAUCAAACACCUGCACCAGUAUACAUGAGGGUUAAUCUCACUACAUACCUGACAAGGCCCCCAUUCAUCUUUGUGCUUUCAACUGGAAUGAUUUGAUGUGGAAAAAACACAAUGAUCUCAAUCAUUAAAACCUGCUUCAGAGGGAUCUACAGUUGUCAUUGGAACAGCGAUAAUACAAGACAAAAAAGGUCAUGCUGCUGGUUCUCUUUUCUGUCUUUUGUGUCCAUACUUGCCCUGAGUUGGAUGUACGUUUGCUUUAUUGCCUUCAACGACCACACUGAUGUAAAUGAGCAUGUCUUCAAAAAAUUGGAAAAAUGGGUGGACUGGUACAUGAUAGUGAUGGUGAUUUCUGCUAUCCUAGCCACUUACUGUUUCCUUCUACUGGUAUUUGGAUUGCUACAUUUCGCAAUUAGAGAGCCCUUGAAUUUGCACUGGCUGCAUAAGGUGUUUCUGGUUUUGGGUCUCCUCACUGAUACUAUUGGUAUAGCUGGAUUUAGUAAAGAAUGGAUAGAGGAGUGGCAAACUGUCUAUAUGUCAUUUCAGGCCACGGCUCCUUUUCUGCAUCUGGGUGCUCUGGUGGCUUUGACCUUGAUCAGCUGGCUCGUGUUCAAGAAUUAUCAUACAUCUGCUUGUAAGGUUUUUAUAAUGAUGACCUUCCUGGUAGUGUCCACUGCUGUGUUCCUCUGUCCUCUCGCAAUCUGUUCUCCGUGCAUUACCAGUAACCUUCCGCCAAAACCCUCCCUCGUCGGACACCGUGGUGCUCCAAUGCUGGCUCCAGAGAAUACCAUGAUGUCAUUCAGGAAGAGUAUGGAGUGUGGCGUGGUGGCAUUUGAAACAGACGUGCAAAUCAGCAAAGAUAUGAAGCCUUUUCUUAUGCAUGACAAUGGUGAAAAAUAUCUGCUACGAACAACUGAUGUGAAGAAAAAAUUUCCAGGUCGAGAUAACAGCAUGCACACUAACUUCACAUUGCAAGAGUUAAAGAUGUUAAAUGCAGGCGAAUGGUUUUUAAGGACAGAUCCAUUUCAUUCAGUGUCAUCGCUCUCAGAGGAAGAGAAGAGGGAGGCUAACAACCAGACAGUACCAUCUCUUUCUGAGCUCUUGGUCAUGGCCAAAAAGCAUAAUGUCUCCCUCAUAUUUGACCUAAAAAAUGAGAAUAACUCAACAGGAUUCCACAACAGCAACUCCUUCUACACCACUGAGACUAUCAUAAAGUCAGGCAUCUCACCAGACAAGAUAUGGUGGCUUCCUCGAGAAUAUAGACACAAUGUGAGAAAUAUUUCACCAGGGUUCAAGCAGGUGUAUAAUGUGGUUGACGAAAUGAAUGCGGAUGGUGGAAGCUUCCUGAAUAUGAAAUACAGUUCACUGAGCACUCGUAACAUAAGUGAGCUGCGGGAAAAAAACGUUUCUGUGAAUCUGUGGGUUGUGAAUGAACGUUGGCUCUUCUCAUUACUGUGGUGCUCUGGGGCCAGUUCAGUGACCACCAAUGCCUGCCACAUCUUCAAAAACAUGUCUAAGCCUGACUGGCAUCUGGAGCCUAAAAAGUACAUGGGAAUAUGGAUCUCUGCUGACGUGAUUUCAUUGCUGUUGAUGUUUGGGCAAUUUCUUUGGCAAAGGUCGUCCUUAAACACAUCGUCAGAGAAGAGAUGUCACUGCAAGAGGGAGAGGAAGUUAAUUUAUUUAAAGACUAUGAAUAAAAAACAAAACAAAAACAAUGAUGAGCACAUAUAAAUUAUUUAUAAUAAAUACUGCAAUAUUCCAUGAAAAAAUAAGAAUUGUCAUUUAAUUUCACGGUGACUUUAAGGGAUAGAUAUAAUAGCUUUAAACCUUGUAAUUGUGUUUUUUUUAAAUAUUAAUUUCUUUCUAAUAUUAAUAGUGUAUUUCUAUUUUUAAUUUUCGCUCUAUAAAAAUGUAUAAAAUGUAUUACAAUUAUGAAAAAAGAAGCCAUCAGUUAUUAUAUAAAUAUAAAUGUAUUGUUAGAAAUGGUAAAUAAAAAUGACUGCAAGGCAAGUCAACUUGUUACCAAUUCUAAGGCUUAUCCAACUUUUUUCCAGUAGCUGAAAAUGUCCAUCAUACACAAAAUUCAUACCACUAAAAAACACAAACGUACUCGAAGGCUAUUGAUUAUUUAUUUAUUUUUUCUUUAUUAUUCUUUAUUCCAAGGCAUUUAACAAAUGUUUUAAAGCAGAACUAAGUAACUUUUUUUUACCUUCAUAAAUAGUUUUUUAAGUCCUUACGAUAGUUAACUGACUUGUAGUGGUGUGUUUGAGGCGAGCACUAACCCCCUCUGGCACGUCUACGCCAGAAAACAGCACUUGCAAGUUGAGCUGGGCCGACCCGACACAAU